GAGAGCAGAGAGAGGACGGAGGACGCAGCACAGGCUUCAGCAGAAAGCAGCAGCAGCAGCGGACGGAAGGCGUCUGCAGACCUGAGACAUCGACACCCGCUCCGGGCUCCGGAUCCACCAAGAGGACUUGUCCUGCGAUCUUCCACAGGGACACCUAGAACAUGGUUUGGUCCCCGGAGAGUGAGGCGGAGCGUCCCCCGCUGUCCGUCAUCCUGCCGCGGCUCUACCUGGGAGCGGAGAGCGACGUGACGCAGGACCGGCUGGCCUCUCUGGGUAUCUCCUAUGUGCUGAGUGUGAGCCGCUGCAGCCCCCAACCCUCCUUCCUGCCCCGCUCCAGAUACCUUCGCAUCCCCAUUGAUGACUCCCUGUGGGACGACCUGCUGCCCUGGAUCCCCCAGGCUCUGCACUUCAUUGAUGCAGCCAUGUCUUCCGGUGCCUCGGUGCUGGUUCACUGCGCAGCAGGAAUCUCCCGCUCCCCCGCUCUGGCUGUGGCCUACAUCAUGUACAGCCUGGGGAUGGACCUGGACCACGCGUACAGGUUUGUGAAAGAGCGCCGGCCCUCCAUUUCCCCAAACUUCAACUUCCUGGGUCAGCUGCAGCACUUCCAGGGCACUCUGAGCCAGAAGGCCUCCGGCGGUGACCUCUCCCUCCAGCAGCUGGACGCCCGCCUGGCGUCCAUCGCUGACAGCACGAGCCACGCGUCCACCCCUCAGAAGGUGAAUUGUCAGGCCGACGGCGUCAGCAGCGGCACAGCAGCGGCUGAUUAUCAUCCUGACUAUCACACAGACAGAACGCAGCAGAGACACUCGCAUUCAGAAGGAGGUGGGGACCAGCAACGGUCCCUGUCUGGGAAACUUCGGACUCUCCAUCUGACUCUAGGUCAGAACCAGCAGCAAGUCCAGACGCCGCACGAGGUUCCAGCUCCGAACCCGCGUGAGCCCGUCAAACCAGCUGCAAAGCCCACACAGCUACAACUCCCAUCAGGCUCUGCUUCUCUGUUAGAGAAACGCAAAAGCCUCACCUUGUCUUUGACCCCUCUGGGAAUCAGCCCUCCCUCCCCGACAGGUAGCACGUCCAAAACUGUGCACAACAGUGAGACAGGAGGAAGGUCUGAGGCAAAGACACGGAGGAGCCCUGGCUUCUGCAGGCAAGCGGGGGACACCCGCAGGGAGCAGAGCCCCCCCCACAGCAAGUGCAGCAGGGCCGAGGUGCAGGAGCAGGGCCUGCUGUCGCCGUUCAGCUUCACCCUCAACAAGCUGCUGGGCUGGGGGGAGAGGCUGCUUCUGGGAGGGGUCUUUGUGCACCCUGUAAAGAUGGGACAGCCUGCACUGCCGUACAGGUGCUGAGGAUUCUGGGGGUGGAGUUGGGUGGGUGCGGGUGGGUGUUUCUAUCUGUGCAUGUUCGUUGAAAGGAACCAAACCACACGUGUGAUGUACACACACACACACACACAAACAGGGGGUCUGAAGGAACUGAACUUCUAUUUAUUUAUUUAUUUAUUUAUUUAUUUAUUGCAGAACUGAAUAUAAGAAGUGGACCCGUAAACAAACCUCCUCCCAGAAUGCAUCCUGUUUGUUCCACUGACCCUGCUCCGCUGUUCUUGUUCUUUGUAAAGAUGCCCUUAUUUUAAAAAAAAAAGACUUUUGGCAACACUGGCUUGAAAUGUAUUUACUGAUGAAUUAAAGAGGACAUUUCA
Messenger RNA from Toxotes jaculatrix (banded archerfish), 1696 nucleotides. Its product is annotated as dual specificity protein phosphatase 8. The transcript has 5 exons. Lineage: Eukaryota; Metazoa; Chordata; Actinopteri; Toxotidae. The record is from RefSeq and is a predicted model, not a curated record. Bases 162 to 1346 code for a protein of 394 amino acids. Gene Ontology annotation, cellular component: cytoplasm. Gene Ontology annotation, biological process: protein dephosphorylation; negative regulation of MAPK cascade. Gene Ontology annotation, molecular function: protein tyrosine/threonine phosphatase activity; MAP kinase tyrosine/serine/threonine phosphatase activity.